AUCUCCCUCCCUCCAAAGCACUCAUUUUAUUUUUUGUUCAUAAAAAAAAUGAAUUCGUCAAAUUGGAUCGACGACGACGCUUUUACAGAGGAAGAGCUUCUCGCUAUCGACGCCAUCGAAGCUUCCUAUAAUUUCUCCCUUUCUUCUUCUUCCGCUUCUCCGACCGUACAAGCUACAACCUCCGGCCAUGGCCACGAGGAGGAUCCAAAUCAAAUCCCCAAUAAUAUCCGUCGCCAAUUGCCUCGCUCCAUCACUUCUCCUACAUCUUAUAAACGAUUUCCUCUCUCUCGUUGCCGAACUAGGAAUUUUCCAGCAAUGAGGUUUGGUGGUAGGAUUUUGUAUAGCAAGACUGCUAGUGAGGUUGAUAAGCGAGCAAUGCAGCUUCUUAAAGUUCUUGAUACCAAGAAAGAUGAAUCUGGAAGAGCUUUUGUUGGCUUUGAUAUUGAGUGGAGACCAAGUUUUAGAAAAGGUGUUCUCCCGGGGAAGGUUGCAACUGUCCAGAUAUGUGUAGAUAAUAAUUAUUGUGAUGUUAUGCAUAUUGUUCAUUCUGGUAUACCGCAAAGACUCCAACAUCUGAUUGAGGAUUCAACACUUGUAAAGGUAGGUAUUGGAAUUGAUGGUGACUCUGUGAAGCUUUUCCAUGACUAUGGAGUUUCCAUCAAAGAUGUCGAGGAUCUUUCAGUUUUAGCCAACCAAAAAAUUGGUGGUGGUGGAGAUAAAAAAUGGGGCCUUGCCUCACUAACUGAGACACUUGUUUGCAAAGAGCUCCUGAAGCCAAACAGAAUCAGGCUUGGGAACUGGGAGGUUUAUCCUCUAUCAAAGCAGCAGUUACAGUACGCAGCAACAGAUGCUUAUGCUUCAUGGCAUCUUUACCAGGUUCUUAAGGACCUUCCUGAUGCUGUCGAUGGUUCAUAACGUGGACGAAGCAUAUGAUUCCUAUGGGAUUAAAUGAUAUGAUACACAUAAUCUAGUCCAGUAGAUGUAAUUCUUAUGGGAUUCGCAAAAGCCACUUGAACACUGUAUCUAGUUCUGGUUCAUUUUAUCGUCCAGAAACUAGUGGGCUUAUGGUAAGCUCUUCUUCUUAGAUCGUUGAUUCAAACUUU
This is a messenger RNA of Arabidopsis arenosa, 1103 nucleotides long. Lineage: Eukaryota; Viridiplantae; Streptophyta; Magnoliopsida; Brassicales; Brassicaceae. The record is from the annotation of a GenBank genome assembly.